AUGUUUUUGACUAGAAGCGAAUAUGACCGUGGUGUCAACACUUUUUCGCCUGAAGGUCGACUUUUUCAGGUCGAAUAUGCAAUUGAAGCUGUAAAAUUAGGUUCAACGAGUAUUGGUAUUCGUACAAUUGAAGGAGUAAUUUUGGCCGCAGAAAAGCGUGCUACAUCAAAGUUAAUGGUGAAUGAUGCGAUUGAAAAGAUAUCAAAAGUCGACUCACAUGUUGCAGUAACGUUUGCUGGUCUUAUUGCCGAUUCAAGAACAUUGGUGGAGCGAGCACAGAUCGAAGCCCAAAACUUCUGGUUCACAUAUAAUCGUAAAAUACGAGUUGAGGAUGUAACAAUGUCAGUUGCUAAUCUGGCAUUACAGUUUGGCGAUGAUGACGCAAAGGCGUCUAUGUCAAGACCGUUCGGUGUUGCUAUGCUUUUUGCCGGAGUUGACCAAGAUGGGCCACGGCUUUUUCAUUUGGACCCGUCGGGUACUUUCAUCGAUUGUUUAGCAAAGUCAAUUGGAGCUGCUUCAGAUGGAGCGGAACAAACUUUAAAAGAACAAUAUCAUGAGUCGAUAUCACUGGUGGAGGCUGAAAAGAUUGCGCUUUCAAUUUUGAAACAAGUAAUGGAAGAGAAACUUACAAGUUCUAAUGUUGAAUUAGUUGCAAUAACUCCAAUGAAAGACAACAAAGGUCGGCUAACUGGAAGAUUUGAACGACUGAGUAAAGAACGACUGGACAUCUUAAUAGCCGAGUUAUGA
Molecule: messenger RNA, 747 nt
Organism: Brugia pahangi
Lineage: Eukaryota; Metazoa; Nematoda; Chromadorea; Rhabditida; Onchocercidae
Source: the annotation of a GenBank genome assembly